CAAAGGGUGGGAAGUGCUUCUGCUCCUUGACCCAAACUUGGAUGUUAAAAGGGCAGGUUUAAAUGGGUUAUCUUCUACGUUAAAAGCUUUGAAAUGGAAAAAGAUGCCACAAGCUUGUAUUCUUUUUGCCAAAGAGUUGAAAGUACAUUUAUAGCAUGAUGUCCAAUAACCUUUGAGCAUAUAUACUUUAGUAUGCUUCAUUACUUGAUACACUUUGGUAAAGUUCGACGAGGAUUGGUUGUAUUUUUGCUGUAAUAUGCCUUUUUGUCUUUUAGAACAAAAGUUUUCAUUAAUCGUACCUGUAUUUGGUGCAAUCUCCUGUAAUAAUGCAUUUUAUCUUAACGUUCAGAAGAAAAGAUGGGGUGGUUUCUGGAGCAAAUAUUGGUGCUUUGGAUCUUACAAACAAAAAAAGCGAAUUGGACCUGCUGUUCUUGUUUCUGAAACGAGUGCUUCCCAUGCUAAUGUGCCUGCUGCUGAAAUUCCAACCCAAGCACCUGCCAUGACACUUCCUUUUGUUGCACCACCCUCUUCUCCUGCUUCUUUCCUUCCAUCUGAACCCCCCUCUGCUACUCGGUCUCCAGCUGGUUUAGUGUCUCUCACCUCCAUAUCUGCUGGUAUGUACUCUCCAGGGCCUGCUUCUAUAUUUGCAAUUGGCCCUUAUGCUUAUGAAACUCAGUUAGUUUCACCACCUAUUUUCUCGACCUUCACCACUGAACCAUCGACUGCUCCCUUCACUCCUCCCGCUGAGUCGAUACACUUGACUACACCUUCCUCACCUGAGGUGCCAUUUGCUCAGUUCCUUGGCCCCAACUUCCAGUUUGGAGAGGCUGGACAGAGAUUCCCCAUAUCCCACUAUGAAUUUCAGUCCUAUCAGCUUCAACCCGGGAGCCCAGUUGGCCAAUUGAUCUCACCAAGCUCAGGAAUCUCGGGUUCUGGCACAUCAUCUCCUUUCCCUGAUUGUGAUUUUGCUGCUGGUUUACGCUUUCCCGAGUUCCGGAUGGGUAAUCCUCUCAAGCUCUUCGACAUUGAUAAGCUUUCCAACCGUGAAUGGGGAUCAUGUCAUGGUUCUAGGACUUUAAACCCAGAUGCUACAACGUCCACACCUCGCGGUGGAUUUCUUCAGGGUAGACAGAUCUCUGAAACUGUAUCAUAUCCACGUGUGGAUAAACAAAACCCAACUGAUCAGGUUGCAGUUAAUCAUAGACUCUCAUUUGAUUUGACUACUGUAGAAGUUAUAAGAAGUGUGGAAACAGAGGCAGCAACACCAUCUGAAGCCGUGUCAAGAUCUCCACAGAAUGAAGCAACAAGAGAAAGAGAAGAGAAUGCAACUAAGCUGGUGGACGAUCAUGAAUGUCGUGUUGGUGAAACAACCAAUGAAAGACCAGAGAAAGCUGCAGCAGAUGGGGAAGGCACACCACACCACCAUGAGAAUCAAUGCCUAACACUUGGGUCAGCUAAAGAAUUCAAUUUUGACAAUGUCGAUGGAGUUGAUGCCCAUAAGCCUAUUGUUAAUUCUGAUUGGUGGGCGAAUGAGAAGGUAGCCGGAAAGAACAACAGUGUAGCCCGGAAUUGGUCUUUCUUCUCCAUGAUGCAGCCAGGAGUUAGCUAACCGGUAUGCAUUUUAGUAGAUGCCUUCUGAUUUUCACGUCAUUUUAGGAACUAGAUGCAGUGUCGGCGAUCUAAACAAUUUGGUAACAGCAACAGGGAACAAUUAAUCAACCAUAUCACAGGUAACUUUAAUGUUAUUUUUUUUAGUCAGAUGGCGAUUUGCAUGAAGAAUGUAUUCGAGUCAUCCCGACUAAAAGAAACAAGGUCUCGGGCAUAUUUUUGUUGUUUGUAGUAUACAUCUCCAAUAUAAGCAGAUAGAUAUCAUAUCAAAAGAGUCUUCGAUUUGUGCCCUCAUUAUGUAAAAUAUGAAUGACAGGAUUGCAGUUAAAGUAAUGAAAUUUUUGUGUGAUGGUCAA
Molecule: messenger RNA, 1964 nt
Organism: Hibiscus syriacus
Lineage: Eukaryota; Viridiplantae; Streptophyta; Magnoliopsida; Malvales; Malvaceae
Exons: 2
Coding region: 257-1609 (450 amino acids)
Source: RefSeq, a predicted model, not a curated record